Vitis vinifera (wine grape) is the source of this 1080-nucleotide messenger RNA. RefSeq names its product protein SMALL AUXIN UP-REGULATED RNA 51. Gene Ontology annotation, biological process: response to auxin. The transcript has a single exon. Lineage: Eukaryota; Viridiplantae; Streptophyta; Magnoliopsida; Vitales; Vitaceae. The record is from RefSeq and is a predicted model, not a curated record. Bases 444 to 977 code for a protein of 177 amino acids.
AGUCCAAAAACCAAUGGUGGGAACUUGCAUUAGAAGCCAGUGCAAUAAAUAAGGUUAUGAGAGAUCAUGUUCAGAGAGAGAGAUCAGUGCAGCAGUAGAAUUAAGGAAUACAGAUACCAAGAGAGAUGGAGGCAAACUUCAAAAAGAAAUCUGGAAACUACCCUUCCCCAGUCCUCAAUUCAUAUAUGUAGACAAAACCCUUGAUGGGUUUUGAUUCUUGAGGCAGUUGCACCACCAACCGACUGUAAGUAAUAUUUCAUAUUAUAAUCAUCCAUAACAGAAGAAAAUGAAUAAAAAAAUCAGAAUCCAAAGCACCCCACAACUUUAAAAUCUCUGCUCCCUCACCCCAUUUGGGAUUCACACACCCACACCCACAGAGCCAGAAGACAGAAAUAUUUUUUUCUUUUUAGUUUAGUUUACUUGGUGAUCAGAAGCCCUACUUCAUGGAUUCAAAGAAGUCUAACAAGAUCAGUGAGAUUGUUAGGCUUCAGCAGAUCCUCAAGAAGUGGAAAAAGCUUGCAAAUGCACCAAAAAACAGCAACAAAAAUGGCAGCCACAGCUCUACUUCCUCCUCCUCCAACAAUGGCAGCAAGAGCAUCAAGUUCCUCAAGAAGACUCUCUCCUUCACAGACACUACUUCAAUGCUUUCUACCGAGGUCGUCCCAAAAGGGUUUCUGGCAGUGUGCGUGGGGAAGGAGCUGAAGAGGUUCAUCAUCCCAACCGAGUACCUGGGUCACCAGGCAUUUGGGGUUCUGCUGAGGGAAGCCGAAGAAGAAUUCGGGUUUCAGCAGGAGGGUGUGCUCAAGAUCCCAUGUGAAGUGGCUGUGUUUGAGAGGAUCUUGAAGGUGGUGGAAGAGAAGAGAGACGUGUUCUUCCUGCAUGAGUUUGGAUUGAAUGCAGAGAAGGAGAUGAUUGGUUGUUGCUCAUCCUCAGAUUGUGAGCUCACACCUUCUCACCAUCCUCAAAUGUGUAGGUGAUCAGAAGAUGAGAAGAUCAUAUCAGAUCAGAUUUCACAUAUAAUAUUUUCAUAUAUAUAUCUUUUUUUUUUCCUUUCUCUUUUGCUUGAUUUUGUGAAGGCAG